This is a messenger RNA of Ruditapes philippinarum (Manila clam), 1101 nucleotides long. RefSeq lists its product as uncharacterized. The annotation marks the transcript as partial. The transcript has a single exon. The record is from RefSeq and is a predicted model, not a curated record. Lineage: Eukaryota; Metazoa; Mollusca; Bivalvia; Venerida; Veneridae.
AUUUGUUCGUUUCGGAUACAGGCACAAUUUCGAACAAAUACUACAUUGAAAUCACACCGUCCGGAUGGACCUUCAGCAUUUGGGGGAUCAUUUACACAUGGCAGGCACUCUGGAUUGUCUAUGCAUUGGUCAAUUUAUUCCGGAAAUCAGAAAAGGGACCUUUCUACACUUACCCAGUGCUACUUCCGGUUCCGUUCUUAGUUUCGUAUUUAUUGAACUUGGUCUUCAAUUGUGGAUGGCUGAUAUCAUUUGACAGGGAGAUACUUGAACUCGCCGCGGUUCUGCUGUUCCUGAUCACUGUAACUCUAUAUGUGUGUCUAUUCUUCUCUUACAGAUAUCUUGACAGAUCAAUUGACAUCUUAAUUAAACAGGAAAGGAAGACGGAUGUUUGGCUUACCCGUUUUCUGGUGCAAAACGGUCUCAGUAUGUACGCCACCUGGUGUACCAUUGCAACCCUCCUUAAUUUUGCAAUUGUUCAUACAUAUCGUUCUUCCCAUGACAUCGGUCAACAAAAUGCUUCUACAGUAAGCCUCAGCAUAUUGUCGGCCGCUAUUGUUGUAUUCUUGGUGACCGAUUGGGUUUUCUUGGAUCGUUACACGCGCUACACAUUUACGCCAUAUAUCGUUCUCGUCAUGGCAUUGACCGGAAGUUUAACGAAGAACUACGAAGCAGGUGCUCGCAAUACAACAAUUACUAUCGUUCUGCUUGCGAUAUCUGGGGUUGCUGCGCUGGUGAAGACAUUUUUGCUGUUUUGGAGACAUAUCAGAAAAACGCAAGACGGGGUUAAAAUAACGACCACUGACGGAAUACAAGUGUGAAAUCAAACACUGAUGCCAUCUAUAAUGCAUAAUAAUUAACUUACAGACAAAAAUUUGUGAAUGAAUUACAAAUCCAUACUCGUUCAGUUGGAAACAUCUUUCGAGAUAAAAGUGAUUUCAUUUUCUGAUCACUGGUGCUGUAUAAGUGUAUAUGCAUGUUGUACAUUCGAGUUUACGAAAAAAUGUAAAAAAAAAGUUUAUAGUUUAUGUGUACAUUAUAUACCUUGUUUCUUUCUGCUUUUUAUUGUUAUGUUCUUUUUUUUUAAAAUACAUGUAAAGUAAA